AUGCCUGGAUUGUAUCUACUGGACUAUGGAGCUGGCAAUGUCCGCUCGUUGCUUAAUGCUGUUCACUUGCUGGGCUAUGACAUCAAAACCAUUGAAUCAGCUGCAGACUUUGACGACGCAGAGAGAAUCCUGUUUCCUGGAGUAGGAGCAUUUGGAGCUGCCAUGAACAGACUUGAGAAAAAGGGCUUCAUCGAACCAUUGAAAGCUUACAUUGCAUCUGGAAGGCCAUUUAUGGGCAUAUGUGUUGGCUUACAAUGUCUAUGUCUGGGGUCUGAAGAGGACCCAGAUGUCCCUGGCCUGGGUUUGAUACCUGCUAUGGUGACUAGAUUCAACGACACGACGAAAUCCGUACCUCAUAUGGGCUGGAAUGCUGUAGAUGUCACUCAGCAGCCUACUAUAAAGGAAUCAGAUGUAUAUGCAGAGCUGAAUCACGAUGGUGCUGACUCGACACGAUACUACUUUGUCCAUUCGUUUGCUGUCAUGUCAACACCAGCUACCAAGGAAUGGGAAAUGGGCACAACAACAUAUGGGAAUGAGACGUUUGUUAGUGUCAUGAGAAGGGGGAACGUGUUUGCUACACAAUUCCAUCCUGAAAAGUCGGGAUAUGCUGGACUAAAAGUAGUUAGGUCGUUUUUACGAGGUGGUGCUGGUGAAGCUAUACCACACCCAAUGUCGAAUGGAUCCCACACCAGUAAUCGUAAUACAGACCGUCUGACUCGCCGUGUCGUCGCAUGUCUAGAUGUACGAGCCAACGAUGCAGGUGAUCUAGUAGUGACCAAAGGAGAUCAAUAUGAUGUACGAGAAGCUAGUGAGACCGGUAAAGGUGAUGUCAGGAACUUGGGUAAACCAGUGGAUUUAGCAAAACGAUACUUCCAAGAAGGUGCUGACGAAGUCACCUUCCUCAAUAUAACAUCCUUCCGAUCAAUACCAUUACGAGACGCACCAAUGCUAAAAGUAUUAAUGCAAACAUCCGAAACCGUAUUCGUACCUCUGACCAUUGGUGGUGGUAUACGUGACAUGACGGAUCCAGACGGAACGGUCAUACCCGCUCUAGAUGUCGCAGGUGAAUACUUUAGGUCUGGAGCAGAUAAAGUGUCUAUAGGGUCCGAUGCCGUAUAUGCUGCUGAACGAUAUUGGGAAAUGAACGGUGUGAAGGACGGGACAACUGCCAUCGAGCAAAUAGCUCGAGUGUAUGGAAAUCAAGCUGUGGUGAUAUCAGUUGAUCCACGGCGAGUAUAUAUAUCAAAACCGGAAGAUGCACCGAAACAUCAAGUUAUAAAAACAGCAUUUCCAGGUCCCAACGGUGAAGAAUACUGUUGGUAUCAAUGUACAGUGAAAGGUGGUCGGGAAGGUCGUGAUACCGAUGUCAGGCAACUAGUCAUUGCUUGUGAAGCGUUAGGAGCUGGAGAGGUGCUUCUGAAUUGUAUGGACAAGGACGGCACCAACUCUGGCUAUGACAUGGAACUGAUAACAGCCGUCCGAAGUGCUGUGCGUAUACCCAUAAUCGCAUCCUCAGGUGCCGGCAAAGUACAACACUUUUCCGAAGUGUUUGACAGGACCAACGUAGAAGCAGCUCUGGCAGCUGGUAUCUUCCAUCGCAAGGAAGUCCCCAUCUCUGAUGUCAAACAACACUUGAGGGAUAGUGGAUAUCAAGUUCGGGGUAUAGAACAAGCGUUGUGA
Molecule: messenger RNA, 1680 nt
Organism: Synchytrium microbalum
Lineage: Eukaryota; Fungi; Chytridiomycota; Chytridiomycetes; Synchytriales; Synchytriaceae
Exons: 3
Coding region: 1-1680 (559 amino acids)
Biological process (GO): L-histidine biosynthetic process
Molecular function (GO): imidazoleglycerol-phosphate synthase activity; oxo-acid-lyase activity
Source: RefSeq, a predicted model, not a curated record